Molecule: messenger RNA, 1086 nt
Organism: Fibroporia radiculosa
Lineage: Eukaryota; Fungi; Basidiomycota; Agaricomycetes; Polyporales; Fibroporiaceae
Exons: 5
Coding region: 1-1086 (361 amino acids)
Biological process (GO): DNA replication; double-strand break repair via homologous recombination; nucleotide-excision repair
Cellular component (GO): site of double-strand break; DNA replication factor A complex; chromosome, telomeric region
Source: RefSeq, a predicted model, not a curated record
AUGUUGUUCAAAGCUAGCCAGCAGCCCGUUGUCAGACUCGAUGUCCGCAAGCAAUAUACAGCUUUUGAACACGAGGCAAUUCGGCCAGUAACGAUCCGUCAGUUGUUGGAGGCUCAGAGAGCCCAUGAUACUGCGCCUUUUGAGAUAGAUGGGAUCGAUGUCGACCAGGUCGUCGUGGUCGCUCACCUUCGGGACCUGAGGCAAACUAGCACUAAGCUUAUUCUUCGUCUCGAGGAUGGAACGAGUAAAGGCCAGAUCACCGCCCACCAAUGGCUGUCGAAUGUUCAUCAGGUCUUCGAAGAAAGUAGGCCGGAUCAAACAUAUGUACGGGUUGUGGGCCGAUUGUCUAGGUUUCGGGGAUCCCAGGCUCAGGUUGGCAAGAAUGAACUAAGAGUGAUCCAUUUGCAUGAAGUGACGGAUCCUCAUGAGCCCUUGUUCCAUAUUCUCGAAGCUUUCAUGGUGAAUCGAAUCAUACAAGUCGGUCCACCUCCUCUUCGUGCCCCUCCUCCGGAUGCUAUCAGAAGUCCUCCGUCGUCAAGAACACAUGCUGCUCCUAUUUCUCUUCUAUCUCCUCCCUCUCCCCCGGUAUCCCCAGAGCAGGCCCCAGACUCCCCCCAUGGCAUGUCUCCUCCUCCAGACGUGGGUAGACUCAGACGCUACUUCGAUGGAAGCCCCUCAGCUUCAUCCGAAGUAUCUCCUGGAUCUCCAAGGCAUGCAACACCUUCCCGAGAUCUUUUGCCUGCAGCCAACGUAAAUAAUGCUUUAGCAACGAGAUCGAGCCCUGAAAAGGUUUGGGUUAAGCCAGGACAUCGAGCAGAAGCAAGCCGACGCGAUCCGAUGUCCCAUUUGACUGUCCUUCAGAGAGGGAUAAUUUUGGAGAUAUAUAAUGCCGCUUCUUCAAAGAGCGGUGUGGAUGUUGUACGGAUCGUGAGGGGCAUCUCACACCAAGGCGUGACACCUGGAGAAAUUGAAAGAGCGUUAGACUACCUGAUGGAUGAAGAAUUUAUCGAACUUACGGUGGAUGAGUCGCAUUAUCGACUAACACGAAAAUGUUUGCUUGAUAGGGUUGCUUACCCGAAUUCAUGA